AUGACUUCGACAUACGCGCUUGGCCAAGCAAUUUCGCCAUCGCACGAUGAGACCCAUGUCGGUGGUGAUAGUCGUGUUUUAGUUGAGGACGAUCUGGGUGACGACUUUGAUGAUGAUAACUUUGGUGAGAUGGGUGGCUAUCGUGCUCUGCGCGGCCUUGGAGAACAAGACAAUGAUAACGAUAAUGACGAUAAUGGUGACGAUGAUGAUAACGACGAGGUCGUUGUUGCGGGACGUACAGUGAUUGUGCUUCAUGAGAAUGGACCGAGUUAA
This is a messenger RNA of Plasmopara halstedii, 273 nucleotides long. RefSeq lists its product as uncharacterized. Lineage: Eukaryota; Oomycota; Peronosporomycetes; Peronosporales; Peronosporaceae. The record is from RefSeq and is a predicted model, not a curated record. The transcript is spliced from 3 exons. Bases 1 to 273 code for a protein of 90 amino acids.